Messenger RNA from Caenorhabditis sp. 36 PRJEB53466, 1094 nucleotides. The record is from the annotation of a GenBank genome assembly. Lineage: Eukaryota; Metazoa; Nematoda; Chromadorea; Rhabditida; Rhabditidae.
AUGUCCGCCGGUGUCGCCACCUUCUCGCUUCUCUCCCUGGACAGUGUCAUCAAAUAUUGUUCGUUUCGCAAAAGGUACAGUUUCACUUCUUCUCUCCCUCUCUCUCUCUCUCAACAUUUCUCACUUCCAGACGAGACCUGGCCCAGUCGAUUCCGUCGCUUCGAAAGCGAAACAUUCCGUUUAUUCUCGAGAGUGUGUCGAUCGAAAACGAUUGGAUUAAAAAAAACAAGUAUUGGUUCUACGUCAACGAUUCGCAGUUCAUUUUGGAGUCCAUCGAGCCAAUGUUCUACACGUUUUCGGCCGUCGAGUGCAAGAAAAUCGAGUUUGUCUCCAAGGAGACGAUCGAGAAACUCGUCGAGCAAUUUGUCACGUGGCUUCUGAAUCGAAGAGGCACUUUUGUGCGAGUGCUCGAGUUCCGGGUUGGUUUCCGAAAGUUUGAAUGACUCUGAUCGAUCGAUAAUACGUUCAGAUUCCCCAACUCUACGCUCUUGCUCAUUCGCACUUUUAUGUGCUCAAAUUCCCGAUUGAAAUGGUUUCGUUUUCGCUGAAACUUACCAAACCGCGAAAACUCGAUAAAGAAGUGUGCGAGCGGGUUUCGAAAAUGGACACGUGCUUUUUUGAAGGCUUUACGGUGAUUUCAAGACGUAAUUUUAUAAAUUUGCAUUGUUUUUUUUAGAACUUGAACGCGAAAGAGGUGGAAAUCGACACGGGAAGACACGAGGACAUGCGUCUGCUCCAACUGCAACACAGCCUUUUGAUGAUCUCCGAAGAGAAGAGCACAUUGGCAACGUUUGUCGAGUAUUGCAAGGUUCGAAAGGAUUCCGAGAAGCCGUUUCAAACGUUUUUUUCAUUUUCAGAAACUGCUAUCAGGGAACCACUCGAUCGGCUCGUAUUACAUGAGCGAUGUGGAGCUGGAUGAGGAGAGCGACGACGCGGAAAAUGCGAUUUGGGAGCGAAUUCGAACAACGUUUGGGAUUGAGCGAAACGAAAGUCAAUCGGUUCACAUCUCGGAUUCUGCCGAGCUGAUUGUUUCUUGUGACUUUUCAAACUCGUGUUCCGCUGAAAUUAUGAGCAGGGAGCUGAAGAACACCUGA